Messenger RNA from Ficedula albicollis (Collared flycatcher), 8282 nucleotides. It is a transcript of the gene ARID1A, whose product is annotated as AT-rich interaction domain 1A. Bases 102 to 5507 code for a protein of 1801 amino acids. Lineage: Eukaryota; Metazoa; Chordata; Aves; Passeriformes; Muscicapidae. The record is from RefSeq and is a predicted model, not a curated record. Gene Ontology annotation, biological process: positive regulation of DNA-templated transcription; regulation of transcription by RNA polymerase II; chromatin remodeling. Gene Ontology annotation, molecular function: DNA binding; nucleosome binding. The transcript is spliced from 22 exons. Gene Ontology annotation, cellular component: nBAF complex; brahma complex; nucleoplasm.
UGCCGUUUUCUCCCGGGGUUUUUGGGAAGUGGGGAUGUUUUAAAUGCACAGUUCCUGGUGUGCCUGACGUGUCCCUUGUUGCCUUGCAGCCCUCGAGCCCGAUGGAUCAGAUGGGGAAGAUGAGGCCUCAGCCCUACGGAGGGAACAACCCCUACACACAGCAGCAGGGGCAGCAGCAGGGCCACUACCCCGGGCAGCCCUACGGCCCCCAGAGAUACCCCAUGGGCAUGCAGGGCCGGGCACAGAGCGCCAUGGGCAGCAUCUCCUAUGCACAGCAGAUGCCUCCGUACGGGCAGCAGGGCCCCGGCGCCUACGGGCAGCAGAGCCAGACUCCCUACUACAACCAGCAGAGCCCCCACCCACAGCAGCAGCAGCAGCAGCCCUACCCGCAGCAGCAGCAGUCCCAGUCCCCCUACCAGCAGCAGCAGCAGCAGCAGCAGCCCCCCGCCCCCUCCUCGUCGUACACGCCCGCGCCGCCGCCCUCGGCCUACGCCCAGCAGCGCUUCCCCCCGCCUCAGGAGUUAUCUCAAGACUCAUUUGGGUCCCAGGCAUCCUCUGCUCCCUCAAUGGCUUCCAGUAAAGGGCAAGAAGACAUGAACUUGAAUCUUCAGUCCAGACCUUCCAGCCUGCCGGACCUGUCUGGUUCCAUAGAUGACCUGCCCAUGGGGACAGAAGGAGCCCUGAGCCCUGGAGUAAGCACAUCAGGGAUUUCCAGCAGCCAAGGAGAGCAGAGUAACCCAGCUCAGUCUCCUUUCUCGCCACAUACCUCUCCUCACCUGCCAGGCAUCAGAGGACCCUCCCCCUCCCCAGUUGGAUCUCCAGCCAGCGUUGCUCAGUCCCGCUCCGGCCCCCUCUCCCCUGCUGCAGUCCCAGGCAAUCAGAUGCCUCCCCGCCCUCCCAGCGGGCAGUCGGACACCAUCCUGCACCCUGCCAUGAACCAGGCCAGCAUCGCGCAGGACCGAGGCUACAUGCAGAGGAACCCCCAGAUGCCCCAGUACAGCUCCCCCCAGCCCGGCUCGGCGCUGUCCCCCCGGCAGUCCUCGGGGGCGCAGAUGCACGCGGGCAUGGGGCCCUACCAGCAGAACUCCAUGGGCAGCUACGGGCCCCAGGGCGGCCAGUACGGACCUCAAGGGUACCCCCGGCAGCCCAACUACAACGCCAUGUCCAACGCCAGCUACCCCGGCGCGGCCAUGGGCGGCAGCAUCAACCCGCAGCUGCACGGGCAGGGCGCGGUGCCGCCCUACAGCGGGCUGCCCCCGGGCAGGAUGGGCCACGGGGCCAUGGGCAGCCGGCCCUACGGGCCCAGCAUGGGCAGCAUGCCCCCCCAGGUGGGCAGCGGGAUGUGCCCCCCGCCCGCCAUGAACCGCAAGGCGCAGGAGGCGGCGGCUGCUGCCAUGCACGCGGCUGCGGCCAACUCCAUCCAGAACAGGCCUCCUGGUUAUCCCAACAUGAAUCAGGGGGGAAUGAUGGGCACUGGACCUCCCUAUGGGCAGGGAAUUAACAGCAUGGCUGGCAUGAUAAACCCCCAGGGCCCACCCUACCCCAUGGGGGGCAACAUGGCCAACAACUCUGCAGGGAUGGCAGCAAGCCCUGAAAUGAUGGGACUGGGGGAUGUCAAACUAACACCUGCAACUAAAAUGAACAACAAGGCAGAUGGGACGCCCAAAGCAGAAUCCAAGUCAAAGAAGUCCAGUUCCUCAACUACCACCAACGAGAAGAUCACCAAGCUGUACGAGCUGGGCGGGGAGCCCGAGAGGAAGCUGUGGGUGGAUCGGUACCUGGCCUUCACUGAGGAGAAGGCCAUGGGCAUGACCAACCUGCCAGCCGUGGGCAGGAAGCCCCUGGACCUGUACAGGCUCUACAUCUCAGUCAAGGAGAUUGGGGGAUUGACUCAGGUCAACAAGAACAAGAAGUGGCGUGAGCUGGCCACCAACCUGAACGUGGGCACGUCGAGCAGCGCAGCCAGCUCUCUGAAGAAGCAGUACAUCCAGUGCCUGUACGCCUUCGAGUGCAAGAUCGAGCGCGGCGAGGAUCCCCCUCCCGACAUCUUCGCAGCUGCUGACUCCAAAAAGUCCCAGACCAAGAUCCAGCCUCCAUCUCCAGCGGGUUCAGGCUCCAUGCAGGGCCCCCAGACACCUCAGUCCACCAGCAGCUCCAUGGCAGAAGGAGGAGACUUGAAGCCACCGACUCCAGCGUCGACGCCACACAGUCAGAUGCCCCCUUUGCCAGGCAUCAGGAGUAACUCGGUGGGGCUGCAGGAUGCCUUUGCAGACGGCAGCGACGGCGCGUUCCAGAAGCGGAACUCGCUGACUCCGAACGCCGGCUACCAGCCCAGCAUGAAUACCUCUGACAUGAUGGGGCGCAUGUCGUACGAGCCAAAUAAAGAUCCUUACAGCAGCAUGAGGAAAGCUCCUGGAAGCGAUCCCUUCAUGUCCUCAGGGCAGGGCCCCACCAGUGGCAUGGGUGACCCUUACAACCGCGCUGCCGGCCCGGGCAUGGCCAACAUGGCCAUGGGCCAGCGGCAGCACUACCCCUACGGAGCCCCCUACGACCGAGUCAGGACGGAGCCCGGGAUGGGAGCCGAGGGCAGCCUGGGCAGCGGGACCCCCCAGCCCAGCAUCCUGCCCUCCACGCCCGACUCGGGCAUGUACUCGCCCAGCCGCUACCCCCAGCAGCAGCAGCAGCAGCAGCAAAGACAUGAUUCCUAUGGCAAUCAAUUCUCCACUCAAGGCACAACCUCGGGCAGCCCCUUCCCCAGCCAGCAAACCACCAUGUAUCAGCAGCAGCAGCAGCAGAACUACAAGCGGCCGAUGGACGGCAGCUACGGGCUCCCGGCCAAGCGGCACGAGGGCGAGCUCUACAGCGUUCCCUACAGCUCGGGCCAGCCGCAGCCGCAGCAGCCGCUGCCCCCGGCGCAGCCGGGGGGGGGGGGGGGGGGGGGGGGGGGGGGGGGGGGGGGGGGGGGGGGGAGCCUGUACAACCAGUACGGCAGCACCUACCCCGCCGAGCGCCGCGCCGGCCAGAGCCAGUUCCCCUUCCAGUUUGGCCGGGAGCGCGUGUCCGCCGGCGCCGCCCAGCAGAGCAUCCCCCCGCAGAUGAUGGGGGGCAUGCAGCCGGCGCCCGAGGGGCCGCAGCAGGGGCCGCUGUGGCAGGGCAGGAACGAGCUGGGCUACGGCAGUUACCCCAACCGGCAGAGCUCGGGCGCCGCGCCCCAGGGCCCCGCCUACCACGGCGUCACUCGAACAGAUGAGAUCCUGCAUUCGGACCAGAGGGUCAACCACGAGGGACCAUGGCCUUCCCACGGCAACCGGCAACCUCCCUACGGCCCCUCCGCCCCCGUGCCCCCCAUGACCAGGCCCCCCCAGUCCAACUACCAGACCCCCCCCAGCAUGCAGAAUCACAUUCCUCAGGUAUCCAGCCCAGCACCUCUGCCCAGACCUCUGGAGAACCGCACGUCUCCCAGUAAAUCCCCGUUCCUGCACUCGGGGAUGAAGAUGCAGAAGGCGGGGCCGCCCGUGCCCGCCUCGCACAUCGCACCAGCAGCCGUGCAGCCGCCCCUGAUCCGCCGGGACAUCACCUUCCCGCCCGGCUCCGUGGAGGCCACGCAGCCCGUGCUGAAGCAGAGGAGGCGGCUGACGGCAAAAGAUAUCGGAACUCCUGAAGCCUGGAGAGUGAUGAUGUCUCUGAAGUCGGGGCUGCUGGCUGAAAGUACGUGGGCCUUAGAUACCAUAAACAUCCUGCUCUACGAUGACAACAGCAUCAUGACCUUCAACCUCAACCAGCUGCCAGGCUUGCUGGAACUCUUGGUGGAAUAUUUCCGGCGCUGCCUGAUCGAGAUCUUUGGAAUCCUGAAGGAAUACGAGGUAGGAGACCCAGGGCAAAGAACACUAUUAGAUCCUGAAAGGUUCUGCAAAUCCUCAGCUUCCUCCCCUGAAGAAGGGGAGGAGGACGACGAGCCACGGAGCCUGAACUGUGAGGAGGAAGAGGAGGACGAGGAAGAGGAGGAGGCUGCAUUUUCAAGCAAGGACAAAGUACCUCUAGAGAGCAGCGAGGAGAAGCUAGUGAGUAAAUUUGACAAGCUUCCAGUGAAGGUGGUGCAGAAGAACGACCCCUUCGUGGUGGAUUACUCGGACAAGCUGGGGCGGGUGCAGGAGUUCGACAGCGGGCUCCUGCACUGGCGCAUCGGCGGCGGCGACACCACCGAGCACAUCCAGACACACUUCGAGAGCAAGAGCGAGCUGCCCUUGCCUCACAAACGAGCUUCCUGCUCCUCUGCCCUGAGGAAACGCUCAGCAGCCGAGAGCGCCCCGAGCCCCAGGGAAGGGGAGGCCCCCGCUCCCGACGGCUCUUCGGAGAAGAGGAUAACGGCCACCAUGGACGACAUGCUGUCCGCGCGCCCGGGCUCCCUGGCAGGGGACGAGGAGGAGGUCAAGGCUUCGGAAACGGCGAAGGAGAGCAGCAAGUUUCCCUUUGUCAUCAGCCCAGCUCAGAGCCACAGAAAUAUAAAAAUCCUGGAGGAUGAACCCCACAGUAAGGACGAGACGCCGCUCUGCACCCUCCUGGACUGGCAGGACUCUCUGGCCAAGCGCUGCAUCUGCGUCUCCAACAUCAUCAGGAGUUUAUCGUUUGUGCCAGGCAAUGACUUUGAAAUGUCCAAACACCCCGGGCUGCUGCUGAUUUUAGGGAAACUGAUCCUCCUACACCACAAGCAUCCAGAACGCAAACAGGCCCCCCUGACCUACGAGAAGGAGGAGGAGCAGGACCAAGGGGUGAGCUGCAACAAGGUGGAGUGGUGGUGGGACUGUUUGGAGAUGCUGCGUGAAAACACACUGGUCACGUUGGCCAACAUUUCUGGGCAGCUGGACCUCUCCCCUUACCCGGAAAGCAUCUGUUUGCCUAUCCUGGAUGGACUCCUCCACUGGGCAGUGUGUCCCUCAGCAGAGGCCCAGGAUCCCUUCCCGACACUGGGGCCCAACGCUGUCCUCUCCCCUCAGAGACUGGUUUUGGAAACACUCAGCAAACUCAGCAUCCAGGACAACAACGUGGAUUUGAUCCUCGCCACGCCGCCCUUCAGCCGCUUGGAGAAGCUGUACAGCACCAUGGUGCGGUUCCUCAGUGACAGAAAGAACCCGGUGUGCCGGGAGAUGGCCGUGGUGCUGCUGGCCAACCUGGCACAGGGGGACAGCCUGGCCGCCAGAGCCAUCGCCGUGCAGAAGGGCAGCAUCGGCAACCUGCUGGGCUUCCUGGAGGACAGCCUGGCUGCCACGCAGUUCCAGCAGAGCCAGGCGGGGCUGAUGCACAUGCAGAGCCCUCCCUUCGAGGCCACCAGCGUGGACAUGAUGCGCCGCGCCGCCCGCGCGCUGCUGGCCCUGGCCAAGGUGGACGAGAACCACUCGGAGUUCACCUUGUACGAGUCGCGGCUCUUGGACAUCUCCGUGUCGCCUUUGAUGAACUCUUUGGUUUCACAAGUUAUUUGUGAUGUACUGUUUUUAAUUGGCCAGUCAUGACAGCUGUGGGAUCCGAGCCCCCGUGUGCGUGUGCGUGAGUGGAGAACUUAGAAACUGACUGUUGCCCUUUAUUUAUGCAAAACCACCUCAGAAUCCACUGUCUGCCCUGCGCUGUCCUGCUUCUCCCUCGGGGAAGGAUGUCCCCGGCCCCUCUCCCCCUUCCCUGCCCUUCAAAUUUGUCCUGAAUCCCUUAUUAAAGGAGACAAAGUUCUGUCUACAUAGAAGACUUUUUUUAUUUUAACCAAAGUUACUGUCGUUUACAGUGAGUUUGGGGAAAGACGACUUGCCGUGUUAUCCCAUUGACAGGCACCACUUUCAUAACUGUUUUUAAUGGUAAACUCUGAAGGACAAAAAGUGACUGCUGAACUCUGUGUGGUUUAUCGUUAUACAUUCACAAUCUUGCAGGAACCAAGAAGUUACCAGUUGUGAACAGACCUUGUCCAAGGGAGGCCUGUGCAGUAGCGUGUAGAACUCCAUGUACUGUACACCUUAAACUGUAAACAUACUGUAAUAAUGUCUCACAUGGAUAAAAAAAAAAAAGAAAAAAACGCUGGAUCAGCAGCAAGCUGUAGUUUUUAAAAAUGUUUUUAGUUAAUGUUGAGGAGAAAAAAAGGCUUUUCCCCCAAAGUAUAAUGUGUGAACCUACAACACCCUGACCUCUUUCUCUCUUCCUCCUUGAUUGUAUGAAUAACCCUGAGAUCACCUCUUAGAACUGGUUUUAACCUUUAGCUGCAGCCCAGCGCUGCCACGUGUGUAUAUAUAUAUGACGUUGUACAUUGCACAUACCCUGAGACUCCUGCAGUUUUGUCCCCUCCCACCCUUUAUAGUAUGACGAGUUAACGAGUUGAUGACCUGCAAAAGCGAGACACAAUUAUUUAAUCUCUUGCCAGACAUCCCUCCCUGGAGGAUGCUGUACAGGUCUCUGUGUAUAAAGUCAUUGCUGUCUCAGCAGCCAAUCAACUUAUAGUUUAUUUUUUCCUGUUUUUGUUUUCUUUCUAAUCGAGGUGUGAAAAAGUUCUAGGUUCAGUUGAAGUUCCUGAUGAAGAAACACAAUUGAGAUUUUUCAGUGAUGAAUUCUGCAUAUUUGUAUUUCAGACGAUGUAGCUAAAAACUUGAUGUAAAUUCCUCCCUUUUUUCCUUUUUUGGCUUAAUGAAUAUCAUUUAUUCAGUAUGAAAUCUUUAUACUAUAUGUUCCACGUGUUAAGAAUAAAUGUACAUUAAAUCUUGGUAAGAUGUUUGUAAGGGUUUUUUUUAUUGGCAGUUCAGUGCUGCCAGGUGAUGCCCAAGGCCUGCCCUGCUCAGGACUCUGACUUUGCUUUCCCUGCUGGAAUUUUUCCUUGGGAGCUGCCCAGGCUCGGGAUUUGCAGCGUGAGGUGAAGCUGUGGCUGCCAGGGAGGGAAGGGCCUUGCUGGGAAGGGAGGCAGUUCCCUCCCAGCUCUGUAAAACGGAAAAUUUUCAUUCCCCUCGCAUUUUUAACAUUUUCUUGGGAGCAUGGCGUGGACUCUUGACUUCCCCCGAGGCCGGGGCUUUCCAGCAGACAGAGCUCGCAGCCCCUUCAGCUGCAUGUUUUCAGGGCAUUUCAUUUAGCCCCAGGCUCUUUCCUCAGUGGAUACUGCAAGUAGGGUAGCUGGAACUGCUCCGAGCUCAUUAAAGCAGCUUUUUUUUAAAAGGCAAACGUCAUUUUUGUUCAAAAAUUCCCCUUGUUUUAUCUUCCCAGCCCUCUCCUCGGGAGCUCUCAGUUCCCAGAGCCUUCAUUCCUCAAACUUCAGAUUCCUGGGAGUGAUUGUGCUGAAAUCAAAGAGUCUUUUUCCUGAAAAGUCUUGUCUGUCAGCAGGAAUGGUGGGAGCUCUUCCUGGCAGGAGAGUCCUUCAAAUGGAUUGCUCAAAAGGCAGGAAUGGUGCUGGGCUUCCUUGGCUUUAGAAAACGCUGGGAAGCGAAUGUGAGACCAGGAUUCUGCUGGACUGCCACACUGUCAGAGAAAACCCAACUUCCCUGACGAUUCAGUUCUGUGUGCCAGGAGUUGUUUCACCUGAUGGAAUGGAUGUGGAAGUUGUGCUGCUUUUCCUGAACAGAAAGAAGCUAUCAAUGAACUGGAAGCAGGUAACGUCAGCAGCUUUUCCUGUGUGAGUUUAGUCUGGAGUCAGUUUGGGAGGGAGAGGACAGGCAGGAGUGCUCCUGAAAACCCAUUUUACCAGAAUUACCCACCCAGUUGAUCUGAGGGGAUGUGUGCACAGACACAGCCCCUGUGCACUUCUAGAACAGUGGAAAUCAAGAGAUGACAAAUGAGUAGAAUGAGAACAGUGUUCCCAGUUUGGCCACACCUGACCUCCGACCUUGGCGGCUGGAGCUCAAAUCCUUGAUGCUUUGGGCCUGCUUUGUACCCAGAUCCUUCCAUUCCAGGAAUUCCUUGAGACACCUUUUGGACCCCAGUCACUCUGCUGUUCCCGUUCUUUGCCAGCAAAGCGAACGCGAGUUCUUCCGAGCCUGGUGCCCGAUGAGAAGCGCUCGGGGAGUGUCCGUAAGGGCUCAGCAGCCACGAUGGUUUCUCCUCCAUCCCAGGGUGGAUCUGAGCAAACCCCGACGUUUCCAUCAGGGAUCCGGCCUGCGGUGAACUCAAGUUUUCUCCUGUGCUGGCAGAAAUGGGGAAGGGUCGGUUUAACACACUCCUCUAGGAAUGGAGAGAUUCGGUGCAAAGCACGAAGGAUUUGCCUUCCAGCAGGCCUGGGCGUGGGGCUGGGGACAGCGGGGCCUGGUUCCUCCCCACAGCGCCGCAGG